CCCAAUUAGAGAGAUGAAAGCGAAAACACUAUCUAUUAGACAUUAUCACAUUUGUAGCCAUUGAAUCAAGUCAUCACGACGGCAGGAGGCAUGCAGUUUUUUGUAGCGUAUUUUCUUCUAGCGCAUUCCCCAUAUUUCACUGUCCAUGCAUUUCUUCCAAGGAUUAACGUGGCAGAAGAAAAAUCAGAAACAAAGGAUCACACUUUGAUCACAAGAAAUGGGUUGCUAAAGACAGUUAUAUACUUUUUCUUCGACAACCCCCAGUAUUUGAAAGAUGAAUCCUUGACUGAUUUUCUUAAUGGCGUCCUAUCUGAAUUGGGAGAGGAACCAACUGCAGGGAAAGACGCCAUGAACACCAUUUCUUCACAAAUCAAGUUCAUCAACGCCAUGAACGCCAUUCAGAGCGCUAAUGUGGAAGUGGAUUCAUUAAACAGAAAGGCAGAAGAACAUUUUGAUGGCGAGCAGUUCCAACAAGGCGCAAAGCGUCUCAUCCGAUUGCGUCAAGAGCUCAUAACAUCCCUUCUGAAGGGUGAUAAGUUCACACAUAGUAGGAACUUGGCAGGUUAUGCACUGCACACAUUACAGGAUUUCUACAGCCGUUCUAACUGGAUAGAGCUCGGCAAUUCGGUUCCAUUUGAUGCUUUGGGUCAGCCCGGAAGCGAGAUUUCGGAAGAGUUUGUUGCAGGGCCGAAUGAAGUGACAUGUACGGGCUGUCUCUCAGACCUAGACAGAAAUGAUAAAUGUGGGACAAAUCUGAUCACUGGAAAACUUACAAGCGGAUAUCGGUCAGGACAAGACGUGAGGAAACCGGUAAACGGAGGGAAGUGUAGCCACGGCGGAAAGACAGAUGACAGUCGUUUUCAGCCUGCAACAGGCGGAAUUAACAAAGAUUCUACGUCGAUAAAAGAAUCGCCUCAUGCAAGCCUGCAUAAAGUCGCAGCUGAUCUUGCCUUCGAAGCAACUUAUCUUUUUCUAAAGGAAGUCCGUUCGACAGUUGGAGACGACAACUUCGCCAGAUUUCUUAAUCUGAAGUCAGACAAGAGUAUGGCUUUGGUAAUUGAUGUAUCAGGAAGCAUGAGGGUUGAAAUCGAGGAGGUCAAGAACUACUCCAUUAAAUUUGUUCGCCACACCUUGGAAAUGAAAGGAGCAUCCUUCACGUACGUACUUGUACCUUUCAAUGAUCCAGAGGUUGGUCCUGUCACCGUGACAAACAACGCCCAACAAGUGAUUCACGCGGUGAGAAAUUUAAGAGCAAAUGGAGGAGGAGAUUGUCCAGAGUUGGGGAUGACUGGUCUUUAUCAGGCUCUUCUCCACUGCCUACCAGAAAGUGAAAUCUAUUACUUUUCCGAUGCUGACGCGAAAGACUUCGAACGCGAGAAUGAGGUUAUGUCCCUUGCGAAGAACAAAAAAGUUAAGAUCUCCUUCAUUCUCACUGGCCAGUGUGGUCGACGCAGGCGCAGACGUGAUCUGUCGCAGAGUGGCAUUCAGAAUUCAGCGAUCGUUCCCAAAAAAAUUCGCCGAGUAAGGAGAAAUGCUCAAGGUCAAGCACUGUACCAGGCUCUCGCUACGGAGACGGGAGGACAGGUCUUGGAAACUAGCAAAGCUCAGGUAGCUGAUGUCGUGAAGGUGAUCGAUCCUACUAGUUCAUCAAACUCAUCCGCAGAUCUGCAAGACGUUGGAUUGCUUAACGUCAAGGAAUCUUCGGCGCAGUACUUCAGCGUAGUUGUUUAUAUUGUAGACAUCGACAGCACACUAGAAAGUUUAGUUCUCAUUCUAACAGCUGCUGGAUCGCCAGACUUACAAGUAACUGGUGUUGAAGGAAAAUCAAGAAUGCAGGAACAGAUCAUCAGUAAUUCUACUAAACUUCUCAUAAAAGAGUUCACCAGCUUGACAAGCGGCUCACUCAAGCUUACUGUCUCCUGUCAGGGUCCCUAUUCAUUGCAAGUCACUGGUUCCAGUCCUAUAGACUUUACCUACCAGCUUUUGGACGUGGAGGACGAGGAACUAGGGAACACAAGGCGAGUGCUUGGAAAUCCUCUAAGAGGCCAAACUUUGCUUCUUACCUUGGACUUCGUUGGUCAAGAAAUUGACGAAGUGACCAAUUUAACACUCGUUGGUAUUAACGGAACAGGUUUGGAAACCUUCAACAUAACACAGGGAGAAGGAUUCUACCAGGAUUUCUAUUACGUCAAAUUCAUUCCAUCGGCAGACAGGUUUAGACUUAAAGUCACAGGUUUUGACACAACUGGAGCCCGAUUUCAGCGCAUGAAACCUACUUUAUUUACUCUUGGUGACGUCAAACUGUCCCAAAACGUUGACAGUAGCAACGGUUCAAACGCCAUAUUUCCAGGGGAAUCUUUAGAGUUGAAGAUAAGCGUCACAAACACUGGAGACCAACAGCAAUUAUAUUUUAAGGCUACAGAUGAUCUAAACUUUUUAAGCAAGAUCAACCCAUCCCAGGGAAGCUCAGGAAAGAAUAACUCGCUUGUCCUUCGAGUAUCCCUAGCAGCUCCGAGUGACGCAAAAUAUGGCGUCACCAGCACUGUUACUGUAUUUGCAUUUCAGGACUCGAGGUUCACUCAACUCGUGAAUUUCAUGGUUUUAUUUGUUACUGUUGCUUCAAAGGCCCCAGAUCUCUCCUCACCAUCAUGUAACAUAACGAGCCAGAGUGGAUCAUGCGCAGGCGUAUACGGUAGACCUGAGUGCGUGUCCAGCACGUGGGUUGCACAGGUCACGUUCAAUGACUCCGGGGAAGGACUUUUGUCCAUCACGUCACGAGAAAAUCGUAAUGGAACUCUCAAUGUGGCUGCUUUCAACCAAGGAGCUGCGAACACGCCCAUUUCAGCCUCAUUCACAUCCAACUGCUGUCAUCCAAAGGUCAUCUUCGUCGGAGUGGAUCUCGUUGGAAACAUGGGAAUAUGCUCUGUAAGCCUCGUUCCUGAUAUCGUAUCAUUUAGAGCCAGUCCAAACACCUCCGCUGUGACUCUGCACCCAGGACAGACCACUAAGGUCCCUUUUACACUCGUCAACCUUGGUUCUAAAGGGUUCUUUGUGUUUCACGUCUCUAAGACUCCCUCGCUCAUAAGUUACGUCAUCCCCUUCAGCCUCGCUCUGAAAACCAACGCCAGUACUUCUGGUCAUGUGGUUAUUGCUUCACGUGGUAACAUCAGCGAAGUACAGACAAUCAGCGUGAAGGCUGUUGCACAGUCAGAUAGUGUGAAUGAUAAAGAGGUGAAACUGUUCGAUCUCAAGGUUCUUGUCACGCCACAGAGACAAGGCAUAACAAGUACACCUGCAACAUCAACGGCAGCGCUUAAAUACAUCCAGUUACGGGCAAAUGUUCCCACUUAUGAAUUAUCUCUGGAAACUGGAGAGAGUUUAAAGUUUAACUUUACAGUUAUGAAUUUGGCAGCAGCUGAAACCUUCUCCUUCGAUGUGCUGACAUCACAACCUCGCAUAACUGGUAAUAUUGAACCAUCUCGAACAUUUCUGGAUCAUCAACGAACUUCCUCAUUUCUAUUGAUCCUUUCAUCUCAGUCUAACACCCCUCUUGGCAUUGUCACACAAGUCAAUGUCACGGCCACGCCUUCGUCACACAAUGCGGAAGUCAAAGAGUUGGUCGUUUUCUCGUUGAAUGUGAAAAUCGAUCGAAACCCUUCGUCAAAAGAUAAAGAAUCGGGAGAGGAAAGCCCGGAUAAAGAUGAUGAAAUGGAAAAAUGGCAUAUUUUUUUAAUUUUCGGCAUGGCUACGUUAGCGAUUCUACUUAUUACUUUUUUGGUAAUAUUUGGGGUAAGUCGCGGGUAUUGUCGUGGAGGAAGGCCCCAAAACCCCACUGUUAAUAAUGCCAACAUCAACUUGGGACAUGAACCUGACGAUGUAAUCGCCAAUACAUACACUUAACUCUAAUGCCGUGGAGAAAUCAUGCCAUCCACGGUUCGACCUCAUAAACGCUGAAGAUAUUUACGAAAAUUCAACAUAUCAUGGUGAAUAAGUAUGGAAGACACCUUCCUUUAUUGGAACAUAUAAAACCGGCCAAAGCUGCACCAAAUUUCCAAGUAAUAAUGUCGUGUGUUGUCGCCCGCCCUGGGUAUCGCUAAGACACAUCAUUCCGAUAAAAGCUUUUAACCUCAUAUUUAUUCUUAUUUGUAUGACUUUGACGGUGAGAUCCAAUCUGCUACAAGCAUUGUCGUUUAAUUUAUUUUGUUUAUGCAUUAAUUUCUGCUAAUGUUUUCAAAACAGUGAAAAAGAAAUCGAUCAAAAUUUGAUUGUUUGGAUUUCUUCGAUUUAACAGAAGCACAACUUUAGUUGUUAAUACGUUGUUCGUUUUGACAUUUGUUUUGGUUUGGGUCUUGUUAAUGUUUCUUGUUCUUUUAGAUUUUGGUUUCGUUCUAAAUUUUCUCUAGUUUUAUAUCAUCUUACUUUUUUUCGGUCAUUAAGUAAGAUGGUUUAUUUAAAUAAUUUUGACACCUCUUUCAAUGUCAAGUAUUUCAUUUCAAUUCUUACAUUUCGUUUGUAUUCAAGUGUCAAUAAGUGGUGUAAGAAGAAUUAUGGCAGAUAAUUCUCAAAGAUCAGUAAGUUAUAUGCUACUGGUCAAAGCUUUGUAACUGCAACACAUCAUUCUAAGGAAAUAUUUAAUGAAUGCUUUUUGAAAACGUCUCCCAUAGAAGACGUGAAGCCGUCAACUUUAUCUCUUAUUGCGUACCAAAAUCAGCGCAAAUGUGCAUGUCCAUUUCUGUAAGUUUUUUUUUUUUUUUAAAUUUUACUUGGUAUAGUAAAUUGCCACUAAAAAUAUUUAUUAAUAACAAAACUAACAAUAUUUUCUUCUCUCGCUUUGGUAUGUUAAAGACAUAUAUGACUUGUAUGGUUCUAUCGUAAAAUAAAUAAAAUACUCUUACACGGUG
Messenger RNA from Stylophora pistillata, 4901 nucleotides. RefSeq names its product von Willebrand factor A domain-containing protein 7. The record is from RefSeq and is a predicted model, not a curated record. NCBI's taxonomy places the organism in Eukaryota, Metazoa, Cnidaria, Anthozoa, Scleractinia, Pocilloporidae.